GAAAAUAUUUGGCCCUUGAAAUUCCACCAUUGUGACCAUUAAACUAAUGUAGCAUAGGCCUACAUAGGAAGGCAAAUGAAAUAAAGCUUUAACCAGUCUGUUCUCUCUCUAACUUCUUCUGUCAGCUUCUCGUCAUCAUGUGUAGAAAUGACCUGAUUAGCUGAGUAGUGUCACAUGGGAUAAGUUAAACUGAACGUGAUUGGUCUGUGAGACUGUUCUACUUCAUUUUGGGGUUCAUUGUUCAGUUCUUCAAUAGCUUAAAGGGAUUGGCCACAUUGAGGCCGUCUCAUCACCACCUGUAGCUGCAUAUCCUUUUAGUCCAUUGAGUCACACUGACGUUAACAUUCUUUUACCUGCCUGUCCAGUUUUGUUUUCGACUGGUGAACAAGUUAAUUCUCAAAGAACAACCGACAGCACUUCAUUGCAUGGGGAGACACUAGAGUUCUUUUUUUUUUUCCAUUGGGAAGGAAUUUCUGUUUCAAAACAAGUCAAGAAAUUGUAAUCUCUAUAGACAUGGACCAGGGAAAUGGGUCGUGGAAAGUUUUCCGUGUCAUUUUGGCCGGAAGAACAAAUGGCGCUCAUCGUUCAAUUGUUCAGAAGCUUAAAGACAUUGGCCAAACUGAGGAAACAUCUACACAAGAAAGUGACUACUGUGUGAUUUUCUGUCCUGUGGUUUCACGAGUUGGGACAGACAUUGCUGAGGCCCUCAACAAAAUACCAUUGGGUAAACGUGCAAUUCUGGUGGUGAUGCAUCACACCUACAAUCCACAACAUGUUGUAGCUAAAAGCCGGAGUCAGGUGAACAACUCAAAUGUGCAUUUGACUGUGGAUUGUCUGUUUUAUGAGGACCAACUGCUUGACUGUGACCUCAAUAAUACCAUGUGGAAUGACAUCCGGAGAACUCUUAGAUCUCCAAAUCACCAGACCUCAUCAUUGCAAGGCUUCCAAAAUUAUUGGAGGAAACCUACCAUAAUAUGGCUCAUUAUUGGUUUUUCUAUAGCAGUGGUGAUCAUUGUGGUUAUCGUGGCAGUCAGUGUGGAAAUGCAAAAGAAGAAAGGACCUUGAGGUGUGCCAUUAAUGUGCCCCAACAAAACCAAAAAACCCCAACAAAAAAAAUCUAAUAUCAGUAUCAAUUUACCAAUAUAUUUUUUUUCUUGGAAGGAUAAGAGAUAUGAGCUAUGUAAUCAGCAAAGGGUGUUGUUUUUUAAAGAAUUGUUUGGAAAGACCAACUGUCUUUGAUAUUUUCCAAUUGUAAAUAACUUUCUUACCAUAGGAACGAUUUGUUUCUGUUUUGAAUUUUGGCUUACUUUGUUAAAUAAAUAAUGACACUAUGUAAUAUAUUGUAUAGUGUAAUCUAAGGUUGGAUUUAUCUUAUUUUAAAAUCUUCUAAUAGCCAGAUUACCUUUUAAAAUGAUGUCCAUGUAUGUAUUGCAUAUUGUGUCUAGGUUUUAAGAAGAUGUCUUUGUGGAAAAUAUUGAAAGAAAAUAAUUUUCACAUUUUUCUGUAGUCUCAAGAGCAGAUUCACAUUAUUUGGAACAAGGUAAACCAAAGUUCACAACAAAAGUUCUAACUAUUAACUUACUAUUACCAUGUGUAUUUUAACAUGCAUUUUCAUUGUUUUUUUUAGUAAGUACUAAUAAACUUUCUUCUCAUUACUAUUAAUUUUAUUUAAUUCUAGCUUUUAAAAGCUUCUGAGUAGCUAUACAAUCCAACAAUAAAAACCACCGAGGUUUUUCAAAGGUAGCACAAUUAUUCAUGUAGACACAAGGAAAAGGCAUAAAAUUCUUGGAGAGAGUGAGUAGUGUGACUUUGAUCACCAAUUUCUACUACUUUAUUGAGGAAUCUUAAGCUGACUUGUACUCGAGUCCUCUGACAAUUGGCAACUUGCAUGUAACCUGGUGUAAAAUAUUGCCAGCAAUUCAGCUCUUCUGAUCUUUGUUUUCUUUCUUUCCACUUCAUGACAGCUCUGCUCUGAGCAGUGGAGGUCUGAAUGAGCAGGAUUUGGUAUCAUGAGGGCGGGGGCUGGAAGGAAGGAAAGGGGAUGGGGUGUUAAGGUCACGCCUCUGGCCUAAAAAGGCAAAGCAGAAUACCAGUUGACGUGAGCCGAUCUAAGAAUAACUCAGGGCCUUGGGCUUAGAAAUUGAAAACACACUAUGAACGUAAUAGGAAAAAUUUGAAUUCAGACUUUGAAAGUUUGCAACUGAAUACUUUGAAAAUACAAAUACGCAGAUUUGAGAGUUUAUGAUACAAUUACAUAUUGUUUUAACACAUGUGAAAGCACUAUCCAUACUGUGACCAUGUGACUCCAACGGCAACAUAGGCUGGUGGGAUAAAGUUACAUUGAAGCUCUCGCUCCUAGUCUCUUUCCUCUCUUUCCCUUCCAUCAUCCGUCAGUCCCUGUGCUCGGUCUAAUUCUGUCUGAGCCAGUGGAGGUGUGGGUGGGGGGACAAGCUGCUCUAUCUACAAUCCCAGCCCUAAGCAGGCAAAGGGCAAAGACACGGGCCACGUUAACUUGGUCUCUGUCUGUCUCCCCAGCCUGAUCCACUGGGACAGAAGUCAGCUUUCAAGACUUUCUAAACCAAGACUCAUUAAAACUUUCUGAUGCCUGGAAAUAUAGUGCAGGAUUAAAUCCUGAGAAUGGACAAAGGGGUGUAGGGUUUCUGGUGGUGGCCUCUGGUUUAAUUUUUUCAUAUUCCCAUAUAUCACAAACCUUUUGGAUGACGUUGCUGGAUUGGAAUUAAACACUGGGAUUAAAUUGUGCAGAUGAUCCAAGGAUUUACCACAAGUAUUUGUUUUCAUGGCAACAAAAUCUUCAUAAAGGAUUUAAGUUUUGUAACAGAAUAUUUAUUUUGAAACCAUGACCGAAGCAGCUGAAGAGUCCUGCUAAGCUGUUUGAGUCAGCAGUAAGAGAGUAUCCCACAGUAGCUGCCAACACUGAGCUGAAGAGAGUCAACAGCACGAACAUCGACCACUACAACCAUGGUCCUCGAUCACAAGAACGGAGACGCUGGGGCACCACCUCUGCGGGUGUUGAAGAAAUCUUUUACAGAUGACUUUUACUCUACUUUCAGCUCCCCGCUGGCCUGGAUCUUGGUUCUGGCUCUUAUCAUUACUUGGUCUUGUGUGUUCGUCAUUAUGUUUGAUCUAAUGGACUACAAGACCAUUUCAGGUCACCCACCCAGGAGGGUUUUUAAGGAUUCAGGGCGUAGAGGAGGCCUCAGCAAGAUCAGCUCAGAUCCCAUGAAGGCGGUAAACGAUGCCGUGGAUGAAUCAUCAAACAUAAUCACAGGAAUAGUGAAAUUUGCUGCCAACUUAAUUGCUCCAGACGACGAUGAAGGAACUCUCUAUGCAGUCAGAAAAAAAGGAGAAUUUCUACCAUCACGAACUAAAGUCAUAGGAAUGCAAGCACAAAAGCAACCACCAAUGACUGAAGUUCUGGAGGAUGAAGCGGGGGAGGGAGAGGCAGAGGGAGAAGAAGGAGAUGAAGGAGAGGAGGCUGGGGAGGACGAAGAGGAGGAGGAAGAAGGGGAAUAUGAGGAAGAGGAGGAGGAGUAUGGAGAUGAAUAUGAGGAAGAGGAGGAGUAUGAUGAGGAGUAUGGAGAUGAAUAUGAUGAAGAGGAGGAAUAUGAGGAGGAAGAAGAAGUAGAUGAGGAGGAUGAGGAAUUGGAGGAGGAGGAGGAGGGGGAGGAGGAAGAGGCCAAAGGAGAUGAAGAGCAGGAAGUCGAAGAACUGGAGGAUGAGGAGAGGAGGAAGGAAGAACUGGAGGAUGAGGAAGAGGAGGGGGAGGAGGAAGAGGCCAAAGGAGAUGAAGAGCAGGAAGGCGAAGAACUGGAGGAUGAGGAAGAGGAGGAAGGCAAAGAACUGGAGGAUGAGGAAGAGGAGGAGGAUGAUGAAGUUUCUCCUGAACCCAUUUCCACUUCUGAGGAUGAAGAGUCGGCUGUAUCUCCUGAUUCUGAGUCCGAUGUUCCUGUUGGGGUGACAGACAGUGACGAAGAGGUAACUUUACCCGAUGAAGAUGAUGAAAAAGACAAAGAAGAACAGGAUGAAUAUGAAACCAGUGAUGAUCAACUUCUUUCCAGUGAAGAGGAAGAGGGAGAGGACGAGCUGGAGGAUGAUGAAGAAGAUGAUGAAGACGAUAGACUAGCUGAGGGUGUUACUGAUAGUGAUGAUGUCAUUGCAGAAGACACUAGCGAUGACCUGGAUCUUCCUCCUAUUGUAGCUGGUAGUGAGGAUGAGGAAGAUAUUGAUCACAAACUGGCAGAGGAAGAAGAUGAAGAUGAAGAAGAUCUUUCUCCACUUCCUGCUGAAGAUGAAGACUUGGAAGAAGACAUAAAAACUGUAGAAGACACAGACGAGGAGGAAGAUGAUGAGGAGCUGGACCAAUCAGACGAGGACAUCUCUGUUGCAUCCUCCGAACACUUUGCAGAUGAUGAAGAUGAUGAAGAUGAUGAAGAAGACCUUAAAGAUGAUGACCUUGACCUGGACUUUGACAAAGAUAUCCUUGAAGACCUUAAACACAAAGAUGCUCAAGACAAACCUGAUGUCACUGAAGAGGGCAUCCCUGAUGAUGACAAAGAGGAAGAGGAGGAGGAAGCUGGCAUUCCUCCCUUUACGAGCACAGACAGCGGUGUCUUAGGUGAUGAAGAUGAUGAGGAUGACAUUUCCUUUGAAACGGAUGAGGACUCCACUGGAGAAACAAUUCUGAGUGACUCUUAUGACACAACUGAUGAUAAGGAUGUUGAUACAAGCUCUUUAGAUGAGGAGGAUAAAGAAGAUGAGGAUGAAGAUGAAGAAGAUGAUGGUGUUAGUGAAAUCUUGAUGGCAGCUGCUGCUGCAGGAACAUUAACUGUCCAGGAGGAGGCAGCAAAGACUGAUGAAGACCAUGAAGAAGGGGAUGAGCUCGAAGAGGCUGAAGAUGAAGGGAAGACUGAAGACGCAGAAACAAAAGAAACAGGCACCACCCGGCCUGCAGCUCCGGAGGAGAAGGAUGAGGGCAAAGAUGAAGAGCCAAUUUCUAAACCUGAGAAAUCUGUAGAUGAACAAGAAGACAAGAAAGAGGAGUAUGAUGAAGACGAAGAUGAGGAUGAGAAGGCAUCGGUGGAUGUGAUCAAACCUGUUCCUGGACCAGAGGAGGCAGCGCCAAAGACAGAGCCCACAGUGUGUCCCUGUAUGCACUCUGCAAAGACCAAAGAGUCUCCAACUAAGACUGCUAAGGCAAAAGAUGCUCCCAAGAGAGUUUCUGCUGUGAGAAGGAGAAAAGAUCGGGAAACUGUGAGGACUGUAAAGACUCUAAAGACAGCUGAAAAGCCCAAAAAGACAGCUCUUCCUAGAAUCAGCCUGCCUCCGAAAAUCACAAAGAUCCGAAGAUUUCCUCCUUUUCUGAAAGCCAAGAAAGUAGAUAAACCCAAGGCUUCCAAAACAAAGACAAAGACCAAAAAGCAAGAACAGGUCACAGACUCUGGACAAGAAGUUGGGCCUUGUAGACCUGCACCAGUUUAUUGCCCGUCCCCACCUGGAUGGUAUGUUCAUCACAUAGUCACAGACAAUCCUUACCCUCCUCCUACCAUGUCAGCUCCCUCUGCUCCUGUACUGACCGCCCACCCUGUCCAUCCCGGAGCCCCACAGGGCAUUUAUCAGCAACAGCCUCCGCCAGCACCAAUGCAUCCACUGUACGCACAGUAUCAACCAUAUCAGCCACCACUUCAGCCUGUGAUGCCGCCUCCACCAGAUCCAGUUCAGCCACUCCAGCCUGUACAGCCAGAAGCUGCAGAAGAAGAAGAAAAAGCUCCUGCCCAACCUGAGGUCCCGUCUCCAGCUGUUGAAGCUGAGCCUGCUGAUGCUCCGGUUCAAGAGGCUGCUGAGGAGGACGUGAUUGCUGUCUCCACAAAGAAAGCAAAAAAAUCAACAACAAAGGCUGCUGAUUCAGACAAAGAGCCAGGAGCAGCCAAAGGGAAAACAAAGAAAGUGCUAGAUGCUGCCGUUUUGAAAGACAAAACCAAAGCAGACACUGCAAAGAAAGUGGCAGCUGCUAAAAAAGAGAAAAUCAGAAUUCAUGCAGGGGCAAAAACAGAUCCAUCUGCAAAACAUAAAACUAAAAGUGCUGCAGCUCCUAAGAAAGAGCCUGCGGCUGAAAGACAGAAGAGGAAAUCAGCCUCUGAAAAGACAGCGGCACCUAUCAGGAGCAAAGUGAAGGCAUCGACAGCAAAGACAGAUCCAGAACCACGUCCACAGCCACUCAGACUGAGACCGAGACUUGACAUUGGCAGGAGGGCAAAUGUAACCUCUGAAGCCCACGAGGAGAAACCUGCCAGAUCUGAACCAGCCAAGACAAGAUCAAAAUUAUUGGCAGCAAAGAAAAGCCAAGCAGAGAAGGCUGAAAAGAAAUCUGUCAAAGAGACUCAAGAAAAAGAGAAACAAGCAUCAAAAACUGAAGAUCCCAAGAAAGAAGAAAAUAUUACAGACAAGAAGAAACCUGGGCAGAGAUUCUUUCAGUGCGUUUAUGUCCCUGGCAAAAAUGCCCAGUACCCUUUACGACCUUUCACUCCAGCCAUGUCCCCCACCAUGAUGUCUCCUGCACUCAGAGCCAUGUUGGAGCAGCAGAGAGCAGCCAGGGCGUCUGGGCAGUAGGACCACCUGAAGCCUUUCUUUAUAUCUGACAGCACUGCAUCUUUCCAUCCAGCAGGGGGAGGUGUUUGAAUCUGUGCUAGCUUUACAUUAAGAGGAUGAUCACAGAGAGAGAAAAAAGUGGACAGACUUACUUUGUCUUUAAUUUAUUGAAAUAUUCUUUUAGUGGUUGAGCUCCUGGGGUUGCUGUUAAUAUUGUCCAUUUUACCCUCUGCUUAUGCUGCUCUACUAUGUCUAUGUUCAGUAAGAAAAAUGCCAUCUUGUGAAUAUUUUAUUUAUAAAUAGUAUUUAUAAUGUACAUAAUGCAUGUUUUUAAUUAGAAUGGGAUAAAUGGGUCACAACUUAGGAUGUAAUAUAAAAAGCUGACUUUUGUGCUUUCUCUAUGAUGCCCGUUAUCAGAUUUAACAGUAAUUUAUUUAAUUUAAGGCAGUUUAGUUUAUAUCCAAGCAAACACUUAUAUACUCUAUUAAGACAAGCUUUUAUUGUCUUAAACAGCUUUGAAUGGUUUAUUUUCAAAGUCUAAGAUUAUUUGCAACAGGAAAAUAUAUUACAUUGAAUUAUAUACAUAAUAUAUGUUAAUGGUAUCAAACCCAUGCAAAUACAUUUCACAAAAUACGAUUUAUUUGAACAGUAUUUUUUUUCCAGUUUUCUAUAUAAAUAACUGCAUUUUCAGUUCCUGUAAACAUGCCCCGUGUUUGUUUCUGCUGCUUUGCUGCAUCUGCAAUAGAACAGAAUCCAAAUGUUGGAGGGUCAAAUCCCAGGAGCUCCCACACUGAUCUGAGCAGCAUCCCUGUCACUGAACAUCCAUCAGCCUCAUCAAUCGUAGGCGCAUGCUGUGAUUGAUGCACACAUAUUUCUUGACAUAUUAAGAACACAUCUAGCAUGAAACUGUUGGCCAUUUACUUUUCACUGCUAAUGUUUUUUUUGUUUGUUUAUUUGUUUUUGUAGAGGUUCAUUUCAAUAUGUUACAUGCCACAUUUUAAUUUUAACUGACUCCAAUCAAAGUGGUGUAUUGGAGAUACUAGGGUAACCAGAAAUGGCAUAGUAGAUGAAUAAAAUAUAGAAGAAUCUGAAAAAAUAAAAAUUUUCUAACAUUUAAGAGGCACUGAAAAGAUUUUUAUAUCUCUAUGAAUACAAACUCAAUAAUGCAAUGCAGUCUCAUUGCACAUAUCAAAGCUCUAAAAUUAAAUUUGGAUCCAAUUAAGAAACAUAUUUAAAUGAAACAUAUAGCUAAGUAAGGAAAGGGGGAUAUAAUUUUAAAAAAAAACAUUUUCUUGUGUAUAUACAAUAAUUAUUAAAUAGUCUAGGUUCUCUGUGUAACUUGAAGCAGCUUCUAUGUGGGACUAUGGGCUUCUCGGUGGUGGUUUAUUGGCCAUAAAGGAUAUGAGUAUGCAGCAAAAUGUUUUUGUUGCGCCUCAUUAGGUUUAAUAAAUUCAGAAAACCUCUUUUUGAUUUGUUUUUCUUUUAAAGCCAAAGAUUGCAAUGCUGUGCUUUUAUCUUAAAAAUGAAGUGCAAUUCCUGGAUAGUAAAUGUCUUGUAAUUAUGUGUUUUAUCACAGAUGACCUCUAAUUACUUACAAGUAUCAACUCCUUUAACUCAUCGUGUUCAGAGGCAGGGACAACUUUGAUGUGACCAACUCAUGAGACACUGUGAUGUCUGCUACACUGAAUGAAUGUCAUUUGUGUUAACCAUCAGCUUAUUUAUUAAGUCUGAUCUUGUCAUAUUUCUUUUUACCUCAGUCAUUCAUAGCUCUGGUUUUGUGCCUUAUAGCAACAUGGCUGCCUUGUUGACGCUGCCAAACUGUUGCCGAGCAUCACCAGUGAUUGCUGUUGCCGUCUUACUGAAUGAAAACUUGAUGCAAAGAACCAAAAAAGGUGUUUUUACGCUGGGCUUAAUCCUGGGAUAUGACCCACCCUUGCCCAUAUUGUGCUGUCAUAUUCACCUUUUAACAGAGUGAGUUCCUAAAGAUAGACAAAUCUACUAGUUUUUAAUAGCUAGUCCGUGUUUUAAAAAUGCUUUUGACAUAUUGUUGCAUUUUUACCAUAUUAUGACCCUGUGGAUUGAGCUACAUCAAUUAUCAAAAAGUUUUUUUUUUUGAGGUAUGGCAGUGAAGGGGGGCUCAACCAGAGUUUCUUGAACUUAUGAGGGCCAGGGACCUCUUAGAGGGGUGAAAGUUUUCCAACGUUCCCCUCAUAAUCCACAUUUAAAGCAGUUAAGAUGCUUUGAUCUUCGUGUUACUUGUUGUCGUGGACUGAUUCAGAUAUUUCCCUAUGCUAGCUUGCUAGCUAGUCAUCUAGCUAAUAUGCCAAACUAUGCAGCAGAACAUUUCUGCUGUCCUUGAGUGUAGUUACAGAGUUUCUACCAAAAUGACUCAAUGCACAAUAUUGAUAUCAGACUCUCUAUUAACCCAAAGAAAACCUUGGGGAUAGAAAAGGACUCAAUAUAUAUUCAUACUUUUUUAAACUGUAAAAUUGUUACCUUUCAUUAAAAUGCACUUUUAAUGAUGCAGCCCCUUAUACAAUUUAAUGCAAAUUAUUUACAGACCUCUUGGCUAUGAGAUAUCAACCGCAGUGCCGACUCACCAUUGUACCUACUAUUCCCAACUGUAUUGUAACUUUUUCUUUUUUUUUAAAGCCUUAAACUGUAUUUGGUGACAUUGAAUUUAGAGGUGAGUUUAGAGAAAGUUACUUGAAAACUUCUGUUUAAAUUUUUCAAACUAAAAAGAGCCAUACUUCAGUUUUAUAACAUAAUUAGAAUAUUUUUUGUUACUUUUUAAGAGUUAGUUCUAAAUAAAGAUGUUUACUGAUAUGGACUGAAAACUUUCAUCACUUGUUUUGCCAAUAAUUUGUUGCCAAAGAUUGCACAGUGGCCAUUUUGACUAAAACUAGUGUGUUGCAACAUUAAAGAAGGACCUGCCCCUUUUAGGUGAAAGUCCAUAAUUUUGGUUUCUGGACUUUUUUUUUGUUUUUAUUUAGUUUAUUUCAUUUCAUUUUUCUUUAUUCCUGAGUUUAAUAGAACAUUGAAUGUAAAGUUUUUUGUAAACUCUAAUUUUAUAAACAAGUCUGAAGUGAAGUGUAUCCCUGAGGUUUCAGUAUUACCCUCCAGGGGUGAGGUCAGCAGUCCUGAAGUGGUAAGGAAGCCUAAUGAGAUCUGACAUCAUGUACUGCUGCAACUGACUGUAGGUGUUGUAAGUGUUAGUUGGAGUAAGUUAUUACCUUAAAAUGUGGUUUUUACUGGUGUUUUGAUUAAUCAUAUUCCAGAAGGGCAUUUCAGCAGUAGUCUGCUUGUGCCUCAGUGUUCUGAAGGUCGUCAAAACAUAUAAAAUGAACAGUAAUUACAGCAUAAACUGUGGCUAUGUGCUGUAAUUAUGUUUUAAAGUGUUAUUAACUGUAAUUUAACGUGAGCUAAAUCGUGAUCUCAUGCAAGAAAACAGACCAGAAGGAACACACAAAAACAUCAGAGCUCUAUCUAAUGUAACUGCAGGUUCUUCAUACAUAUUCAUGUGAGCCUACAGGUGUAAGGCUGAGUUCAACUUGACUACUCUACAUCCCUGAUUAUGUUUUAAGUACAUGCGUUUGGAUGGUGUUGUUAAAAGCAAGUGAUCUGCUUGAUCUUAUGCAUGUUUUUUUUUCUGAAAAGCUGUAGUGCAACACACUUUUGCUUCACUGUAUUUCACUAUGAUGUGUUGCUGUCAUAUUUGUCUUUCAUUCUUUUAUUGGUUUGUAGUUAUCUGAAACCACAGACAAUCUAAUUGAUCUGCGAUCUCCAAGCAGAGUAAAAAAUAGUUGGCUUUCUUGUAGAUGCUUCAUCUGGGAUUGGAGUGCAGUUUAACACUUUAAAAAAGUCUAAUUCCACAACAUACAGUUUGAGGUUGUUUUGUUUUGGAAGGAUAUAUUUUGUUAACAAAUUGUAAUAUUUUCUGCAUGAUAAUGUCUUUUAUUUAAAUUCAAGGCUGCUUUUUUGUAACACACAAGUAAGACUGCAGUGUCACAAAAAGCAGUCACUCUGGUGCUGUACAAAUACUGUAGAUAAUAGUUAAUUUCUUAUCAUCAUGAGACUUGUCACUCCAUUAGUUCUCAAAGAUAAUAAUAAAUUAGUUAACAUGUUUGGUCAAAAAACAGUUUUAAAUGAAAGAUGUUUUUUUGUGCUUUAUCAAAGAUGUAUGAAAAUGAUGUUUAAUUCAGAGAAAGUAUGAACUACCUGCUGCAUGUACUAUAAAGCAGAUGUGUUUAAUUCACUCGGUCACUUUCCAGAAGCCAGUUAAGUGUCAUAACUGACAUUUCAAGCUAUAAUAUCAUUGGAGGGACAACACUGAGUCUGCUGUGCUUAUGUAGGAAACUUUUACCACUAUGCAGUUUUUGUGUCAAAACGUGAAUAAACUUUUGAAGAUAUC
Molecule: messenger RNA, 11017 nt
Organism: Haplochromis burtoni (Burton's mouthbrooder)
Lineage: Eukaryota; Metazoa; Chordata; Actinopteri; Cichliformes; Cichlidae
Product: triadin
Exons: 38
Coding region: 2980-6627 (1215 amino acids)
Cellular component (GO): membrane; sarcoplasmic reticulum
Molecular function (GO): signaling receptor binding
Source: RefSeq, a predicted model, not a curated record